Messenger RNA from Cygnus atratus (black swan), 357 nucleotides. It is a transcript of the gene CLPS, whose product is annotated as colipase. Gene Ontology annotation, molecular function: enzyme activator activity; lipase binding. The coding region runs from base 1 to 357 and encodes 118 amino acids. Gene Ontology annotation, cellular component: extracellular region. The record is from RefSeq and is a predicted model, not a curated record. NCBI's taxonomy places the organism in Eukaryota, Metazoa, Chordata, Aves, Anseriformes, Anatidae. The transcript is spliced from 3 exons. Gene Ontology annotation, biological process: digestion; positive regulation of catalytic activity; lipid catabolic process.
AUGGCGAGCACGCUGCAGAUCGGCCUCCUCCUCUCCCUGCUGCUCUUGGCCCCAGCCCUGGCCGUGCCGCAUGAGCGAGGGCUCAUCUUUAAUUUGGACACCGGGGAGCUGUGCCUGCAGAGCGCCCAGUGCAAGAGCGGCUGCUGCCAGCGCAGCAGCGGGCUGAGCCUGGCCCGGUGCGUGCCGAAGGCGGCCGAGCUCCAGGAGUGCUCCCCGAAGAGCCUCUAUGGGGUCUACUACAAGUGUCCCUGCGAGAGCGGCUUGACCUGCGACGCCGACAGGAGCAUCGUGGGCUCCAUCACCAACAGCGACUUCGGCAUCUGCAAGGACAAGCAGAGCACCGCGGCGGCACGGUGA